Coffea eugenioides is the source of this 4978-nucleotide messenger RNA. Its product is annotated as eukaryotic translation initiation factor 5B-like. Lineage: Eukaryota; Viridiplantae; Streptophyta; Magnoliopsida; Gentianales; Rubiaceae. Gene Ontology annotation, molecular function: translation initiation factor activity; GTP binding; GTPase activity. The transcript is spliced from 12 exons. The record is from RefSeq and is a predicted model, not a curated record. Bases 280 to 4551 code for a protein of 1423 amino acids.
UUCUUCCCCAGCAGCCUAUAUAGUACUAGUAUUUUCUACUUUCUCCAUCAGCUAAAAUCCAAUCUUUCAACCAAAACUUCUUCCCUAAAUUUUGCUUUUCAUCAUAUUAGAGACAGAACCCCCGUUAACUUUUAUCGGCCUCUGUAUUUACUUUGGGAUAAUAUUCUGAUCGGAGCUAACUUUUCCAGGGUUUCUGAUUCCGAGUUUUGAAGAUAAAGUUAGGUUUCUAGAUUAGAGUUAAGAAUAUUGUAAAGAAUUUGUAUUCGUCGAUAUCUCUCAAUGGGUAGAAAGAAGCCGAGUGCUCGUGAUGAUGAGGUGGCCGGGGCGACGCAGGGUGGCGUUGGUGGGGGCAAGCCUAAGAAGAAGAAUUUAGUGAUUGAUGAUGAUGAGUAUUCAGUUGGGACAGAGUUGUCUGAGGAGAGUAAUGUUCAGGAAGAGAAGACUGCAACGGUUGGUGGUGGUAAGAAGAAGGGUAAGAAGGGGAAUGCAAAGAAAGGAGGAUUAAAAGAAGAUGACGAUGAUGAUGACCAUCCGGAGGAGAGAAUUGAUGACAAAGAGCAUGAUGAGGCACUGGAUAUACAGUUCGCAGGCAAAAAGAAAGGGAAGGCGAAGAAGGGUGGGAACAAUAAGAGCAACAGUGUCUUUAGUUCUGGGAACUUUGGGUUGUUAGGGGAUGAAGAUGGUGAAACUGAGGUUUCUGAAUUAACUCAGAGUAGAGAUGGUGAGAGUGGGGGUAGUGAGGAUGAUGGGGAGAAUGUGGUCGCCUUUACUGGUAAGAAAAAGCCUACAAAGUCAAAAAAGGGUGGUGGUAAAAGUGUGUUCAGUGCUGCACCAUUUGAUGCUAUUGGAGUUGAGGAUGAUGAAGCGGUUGGAGGUUCGGUUUCUGGAGAGCUGUCUGAUAAGGAUGAUGAGACAGUGAUUGCAUUUUCUGGGAAGAAAAAGCCAUCAAAAUCUGGUAAGAAGGGUGGCAGUGGUGCAUUUACGACAUCGCCUUUUGGUGCAAUUGGUGAUGGGGAUGAUGGAGGUGUUGAUGAUUUAGUUUCUGGGCAACAGUCUGAUAAUGGGGAGCCUUUGAUUGAGUUCUCUGGGAAGAAGAAGCCAUCGAAAACAGGUAAGAAGGGUGGUGGUAGUUUGUUUUCGACAUCUAGUUUUAAUGGGCUUGAGGACGGGGAAAACAAAGAAGAGAGUAAAGAGGAAGAUGAGGAUAUUGCUUCUAUUACCUUCACAGGAAAGAAAAAGAAGUCUUCCAAGUCUUCGAAAAAAAGCAGUGCUAAUUCAUUUGAUGCUGCAGUUCUUGAUGAAGAGACCAUUGAAGAAGUUUCUAUGUCCAAGUCAGGAGCUGAAGCAGCAGGAGAUGGUGCCAGUGCUCUGGAUGAAUUAGACACAUCAGUUGCUAUGUUUUCUGGUAAGAAGAAGUCAUCUAAAAAGAAGGGUAGUGGCGCAAUUACUGCACUUGAUGCUGGAACUGGGGAUGAGUCCUUGGUUGUAGCUGAGGCUGAUCAGCCUAGCGUUAGUGAUAGUUCAAAGCAGAUAGCUGAAGAUGUUGCAGAGACUUUGAAAAAUAAGAAGAAGAAAAAGAAGAGUGGAAGAACUGCCCAAGAAGAGGAGGAUUUGGACAAGAUUCUUGCUGAACUUGGAGAAGCGCCUCCUGUAUCAAAACCUUCUCCCACCCCUACACCUGGUCUUCUGGAGCCAACUGCUGAGGAGAAAGUUCAAUCUCAGCUUGAGCAAGAAGAUGGUGCAGGUGAAAAAGAAGCUGAAGAAGGAGGGCCUGCAGAGUCUGCAGCGGCAAAGAAGAAGAAGAAGAAGAAGGAAAAGGAGAAAGAGAAAAAAGCAGCUGCAGCUGCACCUGUGACAGAAGACAAACAAGAAGAUAGUAAAAAUGAAACCAAGGGUAAAGCUUCGGACAAGAAAGUUCCAAAGCAUGUGAGAGAGAUGCAAGAGAGACUUGCAAGACUUAAAGAAGCUGAAGAAAGGAAAAAAAGGGAAGAAGAGGAGAAGUUAAGAAAAGAAGAAGAGGAGCGUCGUAGGCAGGAAGAACUUGAGAGGCUAGCAGAAGAAAAGAAACGCUUGAAGAAGGAGAGGGAAAAAGAGAAACUCAUGAAGAAAAAGCAAGAAGGGAAGCUAUUAACUGGUAAACAGAAGGAAGAAGCUCGUAGAUUGGAGGCGAUGAGGAAACAGAUACUAGCCAAUGCUGGGGGCUUGCCAUUACCUACAGGGGAUGCUGUUGGGGUGCCUACAAAACGGCCCAAGUACCAGACAAAAAAGUCAAAGCCAGCUUCUCAAGCAAAUGGUGCGGCUGUUGCAGAGGCUCCUGAAAGCCAAGAAAUAAAAGAAUCAGAAAUUGGAUCUGAGGUCGACUCUGUGGAAACAGAAAAGUAUGAGGAAGUGCAAGUUUUGGAAGUAGAGAAACCCCAAGAAGUUGAAGUUGAGGAGGAGAAUGAGGUUGAAGUAGAAGAAGAAGAUGAUGAUGAAGAAUGGGAUGCCAAAAGUUGGGAUGAUGCUGAUCUUAAACUGCCUGGUAAAAGUGCUUUUGCUGAUGAAGAGGUUGAUUCUGAGCCUGAAAAUGUGGGUAAAAAGGAGUUAAAGAGCACAAGGCCUGCUACAAAUGAUGCAGGGUCUCGCCCUUUGGCGUCAAAGACUGCAACUGCACCACUAAAAUCUGUGAAUCCUGAGGUUGGGGCUGUCGAAAAACAGAAGCAACGAGAAGCACCUACUAAAAUGGAUGCUGCAGAACCAGUUGCUCUCCCCACCCGGGGUGAAAAUAAUCUCCGCUCGCCUAUUUGCUGCAUUAUGGGCCAUGUUGAUACUGGCAAAACUAAGUUACUUGACUGCAUUCGGGGUACCAAUGUUCAGGAAGGAGAAGCUGGAGGUAUUACUCAACAAAUAGGUGCAACAUAUUUCCCAGCAGGGAAUAUACGUGAGAGAACCAAGGAACUAAAAGCUGAUGCAAAGCUGAGUGUCCCAGGUUUAUUGGUUAUUGACACUCCAGGACAUGAAUCGUUCACCAACUUGCGUUCUCGAGGCUCAGGUUUAUGUGAUAUUGCUAUUCUCGUUGUGGAUAUUAUGCAUGGGUUGGAGCCACAAACUAUCGAAUCACUCAAUCUUUUGAAGAUGAGGAAUACAGAAUUUAUUGUUGCCCUGAAUAAGGUUGACAGACUCUAUGGAUGGAAAACAUGCAGAAAUGCACCUAUCAUGAAGGCCAUGAAGCAACAGUCAAAAGAUAUUCAAGCUGAAUUCAACAUGAGGCUCACUCAGGUUAUUACCCAGUUCAAGGAGCAAGGAAUAAACACUGAAUUGUACUAUAAGAACAAAGAAAUGGGGGAGACUUUCAGCAUUGUGCCUACUAGUGCAAUCAGUGGUGAAGGGAUCCCGGACUUGCUUUUAUUACUUGUUCAAUGGACUCAAAAGACAAUGGUUGAGAAAUUAACUUUUCAGGAUGAAGUGCAGUGUACCGUUUUGGAGGUUAAGGUUGUUGAAGGACAUGGGACAACAAUUGAUGUGGUCUUAGUUAAUGGUGUGCUCCAUGAAGGAGAUCAAAUAGUUGUUUGUGGCAUGCAGGGUCCAAUUGUCACCAGUAUUCGAGCACUAUUGACGCCCCAUCCAAUGAAAGAACUCCGAGUAAAGGGAACUUAUGUGCAUCAUAAAGAAAUCAAGGCUGCCCAGGGGAUAAAGAUCACUGCACAGGGUCUUGAGCAUGCUAUUGCUGGCACUGGGCUAUAUGUUGUUGGUCCUGAUGAUGAUGUAGAAGAUAUUAAGGAAGCAGCUAUGGAGGAUAUGAGGACAGUGAUGAACAGAAUUGAUAAAAGUGGCGAGGGAGUUUAUGUACAGGCCUCUACCCUUGGUUCAUUAGAAGCACUACUGGAGUUUUUGAAGACUCCGGUGGUCAAUAUACCUGUGAGUGGUAUAGGCAUUGGUCCUGUGCAUAAGAAAGAUGUCAUGAAGGCAAGCGUGAUGCUCGAGAAGAAGAAAGAGUAUGCCACUAUCUUGGCCUUUGAUGUUAGGGUGACUCCAGAGGCUCGAGAACUUGCAGAUGAGCUUGGUGUCAAGAUAUUCUGUGCAGAUAUCAUCUAUCACCUAUUUGAUCAGUUUAAGGCUUAUAUUGACAACCUCAAGGAGGAGAAGAAGAAGGAAGCUGCUGAUGAUGCUGUAUUCCCCUGUGUUCUUAAGAUCAUACCAAACUGUGUUUUCAACAAGAAAGAUCCCAUUGUAUUGGGAGUGGAUGUUCUCGAAGGUGUUGCAAAGAUCGGAACCCCAAUUUGCAUUCCUCAGAAGGACUUCAUCGACAUUGGACGAAUUGCGUCCAUUGAGAACAACCAUAAACCUGUUGACUAUGCCAAGAAAGGCCAAAAGGUGGCCAUCAAGAUUGUUGGCAGUAAUCCUGAGGAGCAACAGAAGAUGUUUGGAAGGCACUUUGAGAUUGAAGAUGAGCUUGUCAGCCAUAUCUCAAGGAGGUCAAUCGACAUACUAAAAGCCAACUACAGGGAAGAUCUGUCUCUUGAAGAAUGGAAGCUGGUUGCGAAGCUUAAAAAUCUUUUCAAGAUACCGUAGAUGUAAAAUUUAAGAGCGCAAAGAAGUAACUGGUCUGUACAGAGCUUACACUGGUUUGCAUUGGCAUUUGGUGAUUGAACGGAAAGAGGUAAUUGCUUGGGGCAUUAAGCUUAAGCUUGGAAAUCAGUAAAUUCGAAGGAAGAAAAUGCAAAAAGCAAGGUUUGCUGAGUACUUCGCGAGAUCGCCUUCUUGCAGGCUAUGGGGAUGGAUUUUCCUCAUUUUUUGUGUGUACCUCUGGAAGAGAGUUUUUUGGCCAAGAUGACAGUUUGCUGGACUUCAAUUGGAUGGUUACUGAGUGUUGGUGGAUCAUUUUUCCACCCGCUCUAUGUAUCCGCUUUAGCUGUUGUAUUUUCCCACAAUGGUUGUCUUUAUAAACAAUCAAUGGUCAAUUCAGUUUCCAAUCCAUAUUUGCUUUUUCAUUGUCCUA